This is a messenger RNA of Saitoella complicata NRRL Y-17804, 361 nucleotides long. RefSeq lists its product as uncharacterized. Bases 46 to 249 code for a protein of 67 amino acids. The transcript has a single exon. NCBI's taxonomy places the organism in Eukaryota, Fungi, Ascomycota, Saitoellomycetes, Saitoellales, Saitoellaceae. The record is from RefSeq and is a predicted model, not a curated record.
CUCAGAUUGGAUGGGAUUUGAGGUUUUAAAUUUGAUUAGAGGACAAUGAUUUUGGGAUUGUAUACUAGGAAAGCCUGUCUACCUCCGAUCGCAGACCAGCUGUACGGUCCACCUUCAUGUAUGGGUGUGUACAGCCAAACGCAAAAGUCAUGCGAAUCACGUGUCGCGCCCCAUACCGCACCACCAAGCAGCAAACGUGAACCUAGCAAAAAUACAAUUACUCCUCAAACAGGACAUGUCAGGACCUGAUAAUGGUCGGUAAGCGUGUUCAUGAUGAGGUUCGAGUGCUCGUCGUGCAGAACAGCCUCCGCAGACAAACUACUAAGGAGGUAGCAGAAUGGACCGGUAAGCACUGAAGCAC